Molecule: messenger RNA, 1421 nt
Organism: Misgurnus anguillicaudatus (oriental weatherfish)
Lineage: Eukaryota; Metazoa; Chordata; Actinopteri; Cypriniformes; Cobitidae
Gene: zmynd12
Product: zinc finger, MYND-type containing 12
Molecular function (GO): protein binding
Source: RefSeq, a predicted model, not a curated record
AUAUCCAUGGAAACUAUAUCCAAAACAAGUCUACUGUUGUGUAUUAAGACGCAAACAAAACAGCUUGUUUCAGAUAAACGUUGUGUGUACUGAUUUUUAUUAACAACAAAUCGCUUCCAUUGUCAACUCAACUUUAAGAUAUUUUUAUCCGUUUGGAGUUUUUUUAUCCAUUUUGCCACAAGUUAAUAAAAUUGCGUUUUUGUUUGUAUAUUUAGUAUGUCGUCAACAAUAAACCCGCUCGCAAAUCCCAAAGGAGUAAAGAAACUAUGCAUACUUUGCCAGAGACCUGCAAAACUGCAAUGCGCAAACUGCCGGGUCACCCUUUACUGUGACCCUGACCACCAGCAGGCCGACUGGAUCAGUGUUCAUGAAAAAGUCUGUCCUCUACUGGUGUCCAUUCACGCACUUGCACCCUUUCACACGUUGCAUGCUGACCGGGAACAACACCAUACAGAAAUCCUGAAGAAACAGGAGGAGCUAAUAGAGAUUGCUCACCUAGAGGCACAAAGGUGGGUGUCCAGUAAAAGGUUUCAUCAUGCGAUACCAGCUGCUCUUCUCUUCCUGCGCUGGGCCGUGCAGCUGUACGGACCUCGUUCCGUUAAACUGGUACCAGCUUAUCUCCUGCUUGCACAUGCUUAUAUAGGUUUAGAUUCUAUGUCCCAGGCUCAAGAGUAUCUCUCUAAGGCUGAGUGGGCAGUAAUGAACACACCAGGUUGUAGUCCCAUUGUCCUUCAUCAGCUACAUCGAACCCUGGGCCGCCUGCAUGCCGCUACAGGAAAAUACCCGUCUGCUCUCUUUCAUUUCUCCAGUGACGUGUACUACGCCAGUGAGGUGUUUGGAUUGGAGAGUACUGAGACAUGUGAAGGGUAUUUCCUCAUGGCCGAUGUGUUUCUAAAGCAAAACAAGCCUGACAUCACCCACUCGCUCUACACAGAGGUUGCAGGUUUCUGGCACGCUCACCUGUGUAGGUUGAUGGAAAGGAUCAGUCGGAGUGGCACUGAGCCAGAGGACUGUUUUGGUGAGGCUCAGUGUGUGGAGGUCGAUCAGAUGUUGAGAUGCAUUCUGGACUUUGAGGAACAGCAUAAGAAACCUUGCUCUGACCUGUCGGCUAUAUUGCUUCAUUCUCUGGCAAUGCUGUGGUUGCUCUCUAACAACUACUCCAAGGCACUGGAAUAUGGGAAGAAGGCUGAGAUGUUGAUUGAGGGGUCGAAUGAGCAUAACAGCAUGAGAGAGGCCAUCCAGAAUCUCUUGCAUUUUGUUGAAAAACACAACAUUGACCUACCAUAAUGAAAUAUAACUGCAUGCAUUAUAGAAAAAAUUAUAUAUUAAAUGAAUAGACAGUGUUAGCUAGCACUAGGUUACUCUGUAAGCCAUGAUGUGAAAUAAACAAACAAGCAUCCGAGACGUUUUCAAGUUCAGGA